Quercus lobata is the source of this 529-nucleotide messenger RNA. RefSeq names its product probable 26S proteasome non-ATPase regulatory subunit 3. The transcript is spliced from 5 exons. The coding region runs from base 1 to 426 and encodes 141 amino acids. Gene Ontology annotation, cellular component: proteasome regulatory particle, lid subcomplex. Gene Ontology annotation, biological process: ubiquitin-dependent protein catabolic process. Lineage: Eukaryota; Viridiplantae; Streptophyta; Magnoliopsida; Fagales; Fagaceae. The record is from RefSeq and is a predicted model, not a curated record.
AUGGCGCUGAGGCAGAAGCUGAAUGCAACCGUGCUCACUGCAUUCCUCAAUUUCACUCUCAUCCUAGGAUCUGAAUUGCAUGGUCGGUUGUUUGCAUAUCUUCCCAAGGAGAAUGAACAUGACAUGGAUGUUAACACUGCUACAUCUGGGACUCAAACUGUUGCAAAACACUCCUUGCCAGAGCUAGAGAUUUAUUGCUAUUUUCUCGUGCUAAUAUUUCUCAUUGAUCUGAAGAGAUACAAUAAGGCUAAAGCUUGUGCCUUGUCUAGCAUUGUUCAAUUGAAGAACAUGAUUAGGAGAACUGUUGAUUUUUCAAGCAUCCAGGCUCUACUAUUAUUCUCUUAUAGCUAUGAACUCACUGGGGGUCUUGCUGAAAAAUUAGAGGUAUCCUCUUUCCCUUCGCUGGAUUGUGACCCUGCGCCGUGAUGAGUUGGGUCAGGAAACACUUCUCUACCUGAUCAUUACAACUUAUAUGAUCAGGCAAAGAAGCUUCUAUCAAAGGCACCUCGAUUUGGAGCCCAUUCAAAAC